This is a messenger RNA of Limulus polyphemus (Atlantic horseshoe crab), 4506 nucleotides long. RefSeq lists its product as uncharacterized. Bases 272 to 1192 code for a protein of 306 amino acids. The record is from RefSeq and is a predicted model, not a curated record. The transcript is spliced from 3 exons. NCBI's taxonomy places the organism in Eukaryota, Metazoa, Arthropoda, Merostomata, Xiphosura, Limulidae.
GAAAAUAAGUAACCCAUGACUUACGCCUAUCCUAUAAAUUAUAAAACGCCAAAAGUGAUAUAUUUCCAUUAUUCCUUAUAUAUAUUUUACUUUUAAAUAUGACAGUGAACUGAAGUUGACAGAAUCGAUUUCAGGUUGAAUUAUUAUUUUUGUUAAAAAAUAGAACCUUUCAUCGUCAGAGGAUUUAGAAAAUAAGUAAUCCAUGACGUACGCCUAUCCUAUGAAUUAUAAAACGCCAAAGCUCUGACUUCACGUAUGAUACAAACUAGUUAUGACAAAUUUAAAAAAUAUUGGUAGGAAAAGAAGAAAUUUUGAUGAACAUGGUCAUAUUUUAAAGACCCUUCGAACUGGCAAAGACAGAAGUGAUAGUUUUUACAAACGAAGCAAAUCUCUAAUUAAAAGCUCUAAAGAUCUUCAUGAAAUUACUGGAGCUCAUGUAAGCACAAAGAUAAUUGCUACUUGGCGUAAAGGAACAUCAAAAACGUAUCUGUCACCUGGUUUCCCCGAGAACUUGUUUUUUGCAUCAGAGUUACUUCAGUCAUCAAACUUAACGAGCAGCGUAGAAACAUGCUUAACAGUGUCUGGACUAAAUGGACAUUUUAAUAAUGACAGUAACAGUUUAACUGGGCUUAGAGUUGGCAAAGAUAAGAGUGAUACCUUUUAUAAACGAAGUAGGUCUUUAAUUAAGAGUUCUAAAGAACUUCACGAAAUUACUGGAGCUCAUGUCAGCACAAAAAUAAUAGCCGCCUGGCGUAAGGGAAAAUCUCGGAUGUACACUUCACCAGGGUUCCCUGAGGAAGUAGAAGUUUCUGCUACAUUUGAAGUUGGCCCAGAUCAACUGACUUCACCAGAAAUAUAUAUGCAAUUAUCUCAGCAUAAGGAAGAUCAUGAAAGUAGCACAUCCAGAAAUGAAAGGAACAUUACAAUUAAAAUCGAUAAAAGAUCAGACUACAAGACAAACAACAAACGUACUCUUGAAAGUAUAAGUUCUUGUGCCAUUUGUAAUGUUAGAUAUACUUUUUUGGCAGAUAAAGAGAAAUCUCAAUGGUUAGAGUGUUCCCAUAAGUGUGGGUACUGGGUUCAUGCAAUAUGCAGUGGAAUUUACUAUCCUGCAGAUGAAGAUGGGCAGAAGUCUUUGUAUAAGUGGUCCAAACAUCAUUUCUUUUGCCCCAGCCAUAUUCCUAAGUCAUGAAUUUUGACAAACACACAUGCAAGUACAUCCAAGGUGCCAUUUUUGUUUCAAUUAAUUUUGUAAAAUAUUUGACAUUUCUUAAAUAAUAAUUAAUCUGCUUUUUAAAAAUGAUAAUAGUGGGAUAAUGCUACCAUUAAGUCUUGAUAAGAUAAAGCAUGUAUGUAUCAUCCACUAAUGCAUUAAAAGAUUUAGCUUAUGAAUCAGCUUGUGAAAAACUGGUAAACAGGUUAAAAAAUACAUUUGUUGAAAGCUUCCUUCUGUGUGUAUGUUGUUUUUUUUCUUGCAAGUAAAAGAAUUCCAGCAAAUUUUACUGAGAACAUUUCUCUACACUUGAUAAAAUAUAUUUGAUAUAUAUUUUUAAAAUGUUUAAUAAUGGACAUCUAGGGGAAAUUGUGACAAAGCAUGAUUGACAAUAAGGUUUAACAUUUUAAUAAGUUUUUAGUCCUACUAUUAAGAAAUUAAGCAAGUUUAUUUCUGUGAUAUUUUAACAUUUGAAAAGGUUUAUCCUUCAAUUUUUUUUUUAAUUUCAGUACAAACAUUGGUGGGAAUGUGUACGUGUAUGUACUCCAAGUGAAGACAAUACAUACUGGUUAUAGUUAUUUUCCAUAUUCUCCGUUUGCUAAUAGCUAGGCAAACACGUUGUUCCUUCUUGUGAAACAAAUGCAGUGAUAUAAGUUCACAAUAUAACUUAAAUGAACUGUAUAUCUUUAAUAAUAAAGCUAUAUACUAUACAUAAAAAAGUUAAAACAGUUACUUUCAUAACUGUCAUAGUUUUGAUUGAUAUUUAAUAUGACAAAAUAUCUCAUAUACAAACUGUGUAAUUGUACAAGAUUUUGACAUCUCACUGUAUCUAAAAUAUUGUACAGUAAAAUAAGUUUGGGUAAUUAUAUUAAACUGAAGUUAAAUAAGUAAGUAAAAAAAAUCUGGAAUCUGGCCGCAAUAUAUAAUAUUCGGCUUAUUCCAAAAUGAUUUUGUGAUUGUCAAAUUACCUUUAAACCCAAAUUCAUAACAUAAUGAGGUACCAAAAUUAUUUAAUUAAUAAAUCUUAGAGAAAAUAGAAUAUUUAAUUUAUAUAAGAUUAAGUAAUUACACUGAAAAGUAUUUAAAAAAAUCCUAGUUGAAAUUUAAAUUAAGAGAAAAAAAAUUACAGUGCAAUUGUUUCUAUAGUCAGGUGCUUAGCUUUUCCAGAUUAUAAGUUUCUAUAGUCAGGUGGUUAGCUUUUCCAGUUUAUAAGUUUCUAUUUUCAGGUGCUUAGCUUUUCCAGUUUAUAAGUUUCUAUUUUCGAUUGCUUAGCUCUUCCAGUUUAUAAGUUUUUAUUUUCAGGUGCUUAGCUUUUCCAGUUUAUAAGUUUCUAUUUUCAAGUGCUUAGCUUUUCCAGUUUAUAAGUUUCUAUAGUCAGGUGCUUAGCUUUUCCAGUUUAUAAGUUUCUAUAUUCAGGUGCUUAGCUUUUCCAGUUUAUAAGUUUCUAUAUUCAGGUGCUUAGCUUUUCCAGUUUAUAAGUUUCUAUUUUCAAGUGCUUAGCUUUUCCAGUUUAUAAGUUUCUAUUUUCAGGUGCUUAGCUUUUCCAGUUUAUAAGUUUCUAUUUUCAAGUGGUUAGCUUUUCCAGUUUAUAAGUUUCUAUAUUCAGGUGCUUAGCUUUUCUAGUUUAUAAGUUUCUAUUUUCAGGUGCUUAGCUUUUCCAGUUUAUAAGUUUCUAUUUUCAGGUGCUUAGCUUUUCCAGUUUAUAAGUUUCUAUAUUCAGGUGCUUAGCUUUUCUAGUUUAUAAGUUUCUAUAUUCAGGUGCUUAGCUUUUCUAGUUUAUAAGUUUCUAUUUUCAGGUGCUUAGCUUUUCCAGUUUAUAAGUUUCUAUUUUCAGGUGCUUAGCUUUUCCAGUUUAUAAGUUUCCAUUUUCAGGUGCUUAGCUUUUCCAGUUUAUAAGUUUCUAUUUUCAAGUGGUUAGCUUUUCCAGUUUAUAAGUUUCUAUUUUCAGGUGCUUAGCUUUUCUAGUUUAUAAGUUUCUAUUUUCAGGUGCUUAGCUUUUCCAGUUUAUAAGUUUCUAUUUUCAAGUGCUUAGCUUUUCCAGUUUAUAAGUUUCUAUAUUCAGGUGCUUAGCUUUUCCAGUUUAUAAGUUUCUAUAUUCAGGUGCUUAGCUUUUCCAGUUUAUAAGUUUUUAUUUUCAGGUGGUUAGCUUUUCCAGUUUAUAAGUUUUUAUUUUCAGGUGGUUAGCUUUUCCAGUUUAUAAGUUUCUAUAUUCAGGUGCUUAGCUUUUCCAGUUAAGUUUCUAUUUUCAGGUGCUUAGCUCUUCUAGUUUAUUAGACUCUAUAUUCAGGUGCUUAGCUUUUCCAGUUUAUAAGCAUAAAUUAUUUGUGCCUGUGCCAAAGAAAAAUAGAAUAAACAUGAUUGCAUUAAUAUUAAUCAGGUUUUUAUUUAUGCAAACAUAGUUUGAAAUUUCAUGUGUGGAUAUAACUUUUGGAUUAAAUAAAUCUUGUCAUAAAAUAGUAAACAGAAUGGUCACGCAUGUGGGAGGCAACAGUGUUUAAUUGAUAUCAUGUUAGGAAAAGUUAGUGUCAAGGUUUUAAAUAUGAGUGGGGUUGGAUUUUUCUACAGUAGGUGACUGAUACUUGUUGUCAAUAAAUUUGACAAUAAAUGAAGAGCAUGCACUCCACCUGUUUAUGUUCAAAACAAGUCAAAUGUAUGUACAAAAAUUCUUUAAACUAUGGAUAUCACAGUUGUAUCUAAAACUCUAAAUAAUUCUAUUUUCUUGUCAAAAGUCCACUUAGGCUAAUUCAGUUACUUUAGAAUCCAAUUGACAAGACAAACUACUUUUCUCUGCUCUUAUCAUAAUAGUAUCAGUGGAUAAUUCACUUAUGCUACCUUGUGGGUUACCACAGCGAGUGAUGGCAAACAUCAUAAAAUGAAGCUAAACUUGCUAUUUCCUACAAUUCAUUAUAACUGCUUGAAAUGUAGAGAGAUUUAAUUUGUCAGUUUCAAAUCAUUUUUACAUUAACAUUAAUUACAUAAUCACCACCAAGGAGCACUAAUAGUAUAUAAUACUUCAGAAUGGCUAAUGUAAAAUCAAGAUAGUUUUUACAAAUUUUAUUCUAUUGAUGUACUUGUUUUUUAGCAUUUCAGAGUAUUAAGAUCAAAGUGUGUUCAUUAUCUUUGUAUAUCAGUAUUUUUAUUAUAGUUGUACGAUUGUAUUUUUUUUUCUGUUACUGCUGCUAUUAUAGUUCACUAAAUACCAAAGACUGUUCGAUUUUGGAAUCAAUGAGAAAACAUGCACAAAUGCAAGUUAGCAAUGUAAAAGGUAUUUGUUUUUUGUUCAAAAGUAUGAA